AAACAAUAGAAACGAAAGCUGAAAAGCCAAACCAAACAAAACCAAACCCCUCUCUCUCUCUAUUUCUCUCUCUUCACUCUCUCUCUCAUCUCUCUCAUCUCUCUCUGUGAAGUGAUCGAAGUGAGAAGAAAAAUGUCGGGGAAAGGCGCAAAGGGUUUGACAAUCGGUAAAACCCCAUCAUCCGCCAAAGACAAAGACAAGAAGAAACCCACUUCUCGUUCCUCCAGAGCCGGUCUUCAGUUCCCAGUUGGACGUAUCCAUCGCCUUUUGAAGUCAAGGACGAUGGCUCAUGGAAGAGUUGGGGCAACGGCUGCAGUUUAUUCUGCUGCUAUCCUCGAGUAUUUAACUGCUGAGGUGUUGGAGUUGGCCGGCAAUGCAAGCAAGGAUCUGAAGGUGAAGCGUAUUACCCCAAGGCAUCUACAGCUUGCUAUCCGUGGAGAUGAAGAACUCGACACCCUCAUCAAAGGAACAAUAGCUGGUGGUGGUGUUAUUCCUCAUAUCCACAAGUCUCUUAUCAACAAAUCAUCAAAGGAAUGAAGUGUUCGUAAUUUGUUUCGAAUCAACGUGGAAGAAAAGACCGAUUUUAAUGUAAAUUUGGUGAUAACUUAAUUUUACAGAUAAUUUGCUCGCUGCGUUGGUUUGAUUGAUUGAGCCAUCCUUCUUAAGAUAAUCUGAAAUUUCUUCUUUAUUUAUUAUAUGGAUUGUAUUAACUGACAUGCUCACUUUUGUGUUAUGGUACUAUAUGUCUAGUCUCUCCAUGUUGGUUUUUGUUUUGUUAAA
Messenger RNA from Cicer arietinum (chickpea), 780 nucleotides. Its product is annotated as probable histone H2A variant 3. NCBI's taxonomy places the organism in Eukaryota, Viridiplantae, Streptophyta, Magnoliopsida, Fabales, Fabaceae. Gene Ontology annotation, molecular function: DNA binding; protein heterodimerization activity; structural constituent of chromatin. Gene Ontology annotation, cellular component: nucleosome. The record is from RefSeq and is a predicted model, not a curated record.